This is a messenger RNA of Amphibalanus amphitrite, 2109 nucleotides long. Its product is annotated as venom carboxylesterase-6-like. NCBI's taxonomy places the organism in Eukaryota, Metazoa, Arthropoda, Thecostraca, Balanomorpha, Balanidae. The transcript is spliced from 3 exons. The coding region runs from base 138 to 1874 and encodes 578 amino acids. The record is from RefSeq and is a predicted model, not a curated record.
CCACCCGCCUCCGGGUCGGUCCGUCUCGGCACAUCCGCACCCGUGCUGCGCGGCCCGUCGCGACUGGCCUCGUCAGUCGGAGUGUAGAGAUCAGGAAGGAGGGAUAGGCCCAGCUACCGGAGAUACGCAGCGAGAGUAUGAUGCUGCGUGUUCGGCAUCUGACGCUGUUUUUGGCAGCGUCAAUACUGCUGCUUGUCUCAGCCGCAGUUUCCGAGGGUCCAAUCAUAUCGACGCAAAAUGGCGAUAUCCGAGGCGAAAUUCUCAAGUCGUUCCUGGGAAAUGAGUUCGCCUCGUUCAAAGGCAUUCCGUACGGCGCUCCCCCGCUCGGGUCCCUCCGAUUCCGUCCUCCGGAGCCUCACGGCGGCUGGCAGGGGGUGCGGAACGCCACAGAGCACGGAAGCAAGUGUCUCCAGUUCAACACCUUCUCCGGCGCGCUGGAGGGAGACGAGGACUGCCUGUUCCUGAACGUGUACACCGCCCGGCUGCCGACUGCCACUGAGAAGGUCCGGCUGCCUGUGCUCGUCUGGCUGCACGGAGGGGCGUUCAUCUUUGGUGACGGUGACGCCAGUCCGCUGUUCGGACCCGAGUAUUUCAUGGACCAGCAAGUGGUGCUGGUCACCAUUAACAACCGGCUGGGGCCGUUCGGGUUUCUGACGACAGGAGACGAGGCGGCGCCGGGGAACUAUGGUCUGCACGAUCAGCGUCUGGCGCUGCAGUGGGUGCGGGACAACAUCGCGGCGUUCGGCGGCGACCCGAACCAAGUCACACUGUUCGGUGAGUCGGCAGGAGGAGCCGGUGUCGGCCUGCACGUGCUCAGCCCGCUGUCCAAGGGACUCUUCGCCAGAGCCAUCAGCCAGUCCGGUGCCUCGUUCUGCAACUUCGCCGCCAGCGGAGAGCCGCAGGGCGACCUGGCCAUGCGACACGCUGAAUUGCUGCGAUGUCCAAGCGGGAGUUCGCAGGACGUCGUCACCUGUCUUCGUGAGAAGCCUGCGACUGAGGUGAUGAUUGCGGUGCAGAAGCUGGAGACUGAUUUGGUGGUCGGUCUGCCGAUUGUCUACAAAGCUCGCGUUGAUGUCGAGUCGGACACGCCGUUCCUCCCCGAGGAUCCACACUUGUUGCUGCGGGAGGGUCGCUUCAGUCGCGUGCCCUGGCUGCACGGCAUAACCCACGACGAGGGUGCCUUCAUGAUUGGCACCCACUCGGCCGAGUCGCCGCCCAAGUACUCCUCCAGGGACUGGAACGUCUGGGCUAAAGACAUCCUGGCCAUCAGCAAGGUGACGGAAGAUCCUCCCGCCAUGGCAGAGAAGAUUUACCGCUUCUACUUCGGUCAAAAUUCCGUUGGAGAAGGAAAUCUCGAGCGUCUGGUGGAAGUGUACACGGACCGCACCAUCGCAGCGUGCACUUCAAAGGAAGCCGACCUGGCCUCUGCCCACACUCCUGUCUACAGGUACGUCCUGAAUCACAUGGGCCCGGGACGACAGAGUUUCGCCAAGAUCCUCAGCGCGAUUCUGGGCACCGCGGACGGCAGUGUGAGGGACUACGGCGUCUCACACACGGACGACCUGCUGUACCUCUUCAAGAACGGGCUCGCUCCUCCCGUUGCGCUGGGCUCUGAGGAGCACAAGAUGAUCCAUUUCAUGGUCUCGCUGUGGACGAGCUUCGCCCGCCAGGGCUACCCGAGCACGGACGUCGUGUCGAUGCCGAGGUGGCCCGUCUACACGGCCGAGGAUCGCCAGCACAUGUGGCUGAACAAUCAGCCCAGCGUGGGGAGCGCCGCCUUCAGCGAGCGGAUCGCCUUCUGGAGAGGUCUGGAGAUCAACGAGAGCUGGCGAGCUCCGCAGGGCGGGUCGACACUGCAGAAAGAUGAGCUGUGAUUCGUGAACGGAUUGGGUGAAGUGAGAUUACGGUGAAGAGAGUGUUUUAUCAGCAGAAAACUAGCUGCCAACUUAGCUGGAUUUGAUUCAAGUGUGUCCUAGGUAUAAUAAAUUUUACGCAAAUUUUACCUCUUGCCACAACCAAACUCGAUAGUACCGUAAAUUUAUGAGCCUCCUGACAGGUAUGGUUGUGGUUGAUGGCAGGCCGUAGCCAGACUAAGUCAGUGAGGAGACC